AUGGUAUCGCAACAAUCGAAAGAUUUUUUGCCUAUAAAAGUAGCAUCAUGUCAAAAAUAUGUUCAUUGUGCAUCAGAUAUUCAACAGGAAAAGUCGAAAGAAAAAGUGAAAAAGGUAAACACAAGUAUAACUCGAACUAAAUUCGGAUGUCUUGAAGUUGAUAGGCCACUUCAAUAUGCUAGAUAUGAAUGCUUUUGUCGCGACCGAUCAAUUAUGAGCCUUCAGAAAUUCAUCACAAACCUCGAGAUUCAGAGUAAGUAG
Clunio marinus is the source of this 261-nucleotide messenger RNA. Lineage: Eukaryota; Metazoa; Arthropoda; Insecta; Diptera; Chironomidae. The record is from the annotation of a GenBank genome assembly.